Molecule: messenger RNA, 528 nt
Organism: Alosa alosa (allis shad)
Lineage: Eukaryota; Metazoa; Chordata; Actinopteri; Clupeiformes; Clupeidae
Product: gamma-crystallin M2-like
Exons: 3
Coding region: 1-528 (175 amino acids)
Biological process (GO): lens development in camera-type eye; visual perception
Molecular function (GO): structural constituent of eye lens
Source: RefSeq, a predicted model, not a curated record
AUGAGUAAGAUCACCUUUUAUGAGGAUCGAAACUUCCAAGGUCGCUCCUAUGAGUGCGACGCGGACUGCCCUGACAUGCAUCCCCACUUCAGCCGCUGCAACUCCAUCAGGGUGGAGAGCGGCUGCUGGGUGCUGUAUGAGCGGCCCAACUACUCUGGUUACCAGUAUGUGCUGACCCGUGGGGAGUACCCUGAGUAUCAGCACUGGAUGGGCUACAAUGACUCCAUCCGCUCCUGUCGUACCUUCAACUAUACCAGCGGUGGGCCUUAUCGCAUGCGCAUCUAUGAGCGCCCUGAGUUCCAGGGUCGCAUGAUGGAGUUCACUGAUGACUGUGAGUCUGUCCAGAAGAGUUUCCAGAACCGCAAUAUCUACUCCUGCAACGUCCUCGAGGGUUACUGGACCAUGUUUGAGCACCCCAACUACCAAGGCCGCCAGUUCUUCCUUAGGCCUGGCGAGUACCGCAAAUUCAGCGACUGGGGCGCCACCUGCGCCAACACCGGCUCCUUCCGGAAGGUCACUGAUUUUUAA